Molecule: messenger RNA, 1900 nt
Organism: Amoebophrya sp. A120
Lineage: Eukaryota; Dinophyceae; Syndiniales; Amoebophryaceae
Source: the annotation of a GenBank genome assembly
CGGACCUCUACUCUUGUGGAAAGUGAAAGUAUGGGACCGUUAAUUCGUGGAAUAUUUAGAUUUGCCACCACUUUUCUGGUACUUACUUUUUUUCAGCUGUAGUUUGUUAACAAACGUAAGUGCCUCAGCAAAAAGUGACCAUGACCAGCGAGAUUGCUUACCCGGUCUUGCUGCAUUUCCAGAAUGCGUUUCUGCAGUUGCAGAACCGGAAAAAAAGCGAGAAGGACCACAGAAUCGGUACGUUACCGAAAGCACAUCCAACAGUAGACCUCCCAGAGGAGGAUUCUACUCGCCCACCAACCUCAUCCGGGGCUACGUUUAUGGCGUUCCGACUGGGGCAAAAGAUCGGGAAGCACCUGCUGCGAAAGAAGGUGAUCAGCGAGCACCGGGAUGCCGUGAAAUUUCUGUGCCGCGAGGUGUGGAGCUUUUGCUUCGGGAAGCAGGCUAUGGAUUGUAAAAGUGUCUGGGUCUGGAAGAGUCGGGACUUGCCAUGCACAUUUUGCAUGACCCGUGAGGUCUGUGAUGCUGGUGCUAGCAUCACAGAUUUUUUGCGAGCUUCUUGAUGCUAAUUACGCAUGACAAAUGCCCUCUCGGCGUGCCAAGAACUGACUCCUCUCGCUGCUCAUGCAACACAGAUAUUUUUAGAAUCCGCAGACAGCAUUACAAGUUGCAUUCUUCCAGACCCAGACAUUUUUACAUUUGAUACAUUCGGACCGGCUGCAGGUGAACCGCGAUACGGGAGGCUUUGUGCUAUGAAGUGUAAAAAUGUCUGGGUCUGGAAGAAUGCAACUUGUGAUGCGCAUUUCAGAACACACAAAAAUCUCUCAUGCAUAGGUAGCAAAAGCUGCUCACUUUCUGUCACCAAAAUGGGGGAUUUGUCAUGCGGGUUCGGCAUUGCGGAAGCUUCUCGAAACCUGUGAUGCCAGAGCUUCCAUGACAGACCUUCUGUGUCAUGCAGAAACAGCAUGACUCUUCCAGACCCAGACAUUUUUACAUUUGAUAUGUGCUGUGGGACAACGACUUUCGGCCCGUGAGGCACCUGGUAUGCCACUUGACGGUAGCCGCGUCCGCGGCGGCACCUGCUGCAACAAACACCACGCCUGUGGCGGGAGGGCAGGCAAAAACUGUCGCGAAUCCGCACGAACAGCAUUUGCAGAACGCGUUGGUAUUCUAUGCCGACAUACUCAAGGGCGUGAUCACGUUUUUGCGUGCGGAAUUUGCGCUGCGCGACAGCAAGGCGGAUUUGAAAUUACUGGAGCUGAUGUAUUGAGAGGAAAAAUCCCCCCUCCCCAUAUUGAAAAGGCAUGUUUCCGAAAAUUUGUGUUGCUGAUUUGAGGUCACAGAUCACAUUUGUUUUGCAAGAAGGCAAGGGCAGAAGCUUCCACCCCAUUGCGGAGUCGAUUUGUCAUGCUGUUGGGCCUAAAGGGGGGCCGCUUGCCAUGCUGAACAACUAGGCGCAUACGCCCCUACCUAGCCUGGGGACCUGACUGCAAUGCUUUCCUGCAAUACAAAGCUGAUUUGUGUACUCAAAUCCAGCAUCAGAAGUUUCGUUUUGAUAUGGGGAGGGGGGAUUUUUCAUUCUGAUAUGAUGCUGGAGAAGAACAGGGAGAAUUUUGAGGACGGGUCGAGGGAACCAGGAGCGGCCAGAGACCCGCAAGCAGAGCGGGAGGUAAACGUGAUCGUGACUUUUGAAAAUACAAAAGGUUCAUCACAGUGCAUCUUUUACCUGGACUUUCAAAUCGAGCCAGAAAUAGAGCAGACAGAAGGUCGGAGGAAUAGUACAACGAGAAAGGAUGUUGAGGCGACAGCGCCAGAUUUGAAACAGAAAACGAAAGUAGAUACAACUGCCGGGUAUGGCAGCAGUCAGUUUACAGUCGAAAAAGAUACCAAAGAAACAUGA